Molecule: messenger RNA, 1113 nt
Organism: Symbiodinium necroappetens
Lineage: Eukaryota; Dinophyceae; Suessiales; Symbiodiniaceae
Source: the annotation of a GenBank genome assembly
AUGCUAGUCUUGGCAUGUUGCAUCGGUGCGCAACAGGGCCCAAAUCGAAGCCUGCCACUUGUGCUGUUUGACGUCUCCCUGCCGGCUUGGCUGUGCGCACGGAGAGCUUUCGGCACCAUGGCGGCGGCCAAGUCUUGGUUUAGGCCCGUGCUCUUCAUCCUUCGGGGUGUGAUGGCCAUGGCGAACGAAGUCAUAAAUGUAUUGAGUGUCGGCCGUACCGGGCAUGGCAAGUCGCAAUCACUGAAUGUCUUGGCAGAUCGGGACAUCUUUCAGGUAGGACAUGGCUUCGAUAGCCAGACAGCAACAUCGGCUGUCAAGUCCUUUGAGCGAGAUGGAUAUCGGUUCAACGCUUGCGACACUCCAGGACUUUACGAUACAGGGGUGUCUCUCAACGACACGCUCAAAGAGCUGACAAAUGUUGCCUUCCUUCGCCCGGAAGGCUACCAUGUCGUUCUGCUGCAGCUGGACGACGGCAGGUUCACGAAGGAAUCUGAGCUGACGUUGGCUGUCAUCGAGAAGACCGCUGGCUUCGAGGUCUAUAAGCACAUGAUUCUCACCAUCAAGAACGGUCAGAAGAUGAGCAAGGAACAGUGGGUCGAAAAAGCGCAAAGCGGUCCCAAGAAGCUCGCAGAGCUUGUGAAAGCCGUGGAGAACCGAGUCGUUCCGAUCGACAUCAGCUCACCCGGGCAAUGCCAGCGCAGCGGGGAGGCUCUGAGGGCAGAGGUGAUACGCCUGACGAAGGAACACCACUUCCGCACGUACACCAACGAGCACUUCACGGAAGCUGGGAGGCGUUUGAAGAGCAUCAUGCAGGCCGUCGACCCAGAAACGAAAGCUAAGCACGAGUGGGAGCAGUGGUGGGCUGCCAUGAAGGAGAAGGAGGCUGCCAUCCAGGCUGGAUCCGAUGCUGCCGAGAGUCUGCGAGCGGACUACGAAUGGAAGAUGGCGGACAUGGAGCGCCGUCUGGAAGAGGCGAAGCAGCAGCAACAGGUGUGGGCCGCAACCCGCUUCCAGGGAGGCGCGACGUCUGAGGGUGGGUCGGAUGGGCUUCUUGGCUUCGUUGGAGCGGUCGGUGUUCUGGCAGCAGCAGCAUCAGGAUGCCAAAUUUCGUAG